AUGAGGAUGAUCAGGACGGUAGUGGCAAGGGCAAGUCGUUCGGCCGCAACCACAUCACUGGCACCAACCUCGGCCGCCUCUUCUAGUAGCUCCAGCUCCCAUUCCAUAAGCACAGGAGACCUGUCUCAGCCAUCCCGUCUCCCCUCGGACCGCAUCCACGUAACCCACUUCCACACGGGCAACGAGUCCCCUUCCAAGCUCUACCCCGGGUCUGGCAUAUACCAGUGUCCUGCCUUUCGUCUUGAGCGACGACACUACACCAAGUUCACCCAACGGCUCUUCCCAUCCUUCCUGCCUCGACAAGUCACAAAGGAGACCCACACCACCUCCAAGCUACGCGAUUUCAUUCCCGGAGCAGACGGGAAAAGUGUGGCGAUCAUGGCCAUCAAGUCCAAAAAGAGUAUCAGCAACGACGCCGUGCUGAGACAGAGAGCCGCGCGGAGAGUCUUCUGGGCCUUAAACUAUAGCGAUGUUGCGCCAUCACCGACGCCCCCUACGUCGUCAUGGUCAUCGCCGAGAGAGUCAGAGGCCAGCAACUCCACAGAUCGAUCGAUCCGUCCUCCGCGAGACAUUGCGGCUCACGCUACAUCUGACCGCCCCCGCAAAAACAAGCGUCCCCCACCGUGGACGCCCAGCGACGCCCUAGAAGGCGAGCAGCACUGGAUCUGCAUCAAAGGCAUGCCACCCACAGCCACACCAGCGGACGUGGUCCGCGUCCUCGACUCGACUUCCAGUACCGCUAGCGCUGGCGGUUCGCCCUCCUCCUCCGUAGGUCUCUCCCGCUUCAUCAGCGACGUCCUCCCGGUGUAUCGACCCACCUCUCUCCGCGGCACAGACCGGUUCCUCCUUCGCCUUCUGCACGAGCGCCACCUUCCCACUAUACUCCACCACUUGAACGGCCGACUCUACGCGGGUCAUGAGCUGUCUGCAUUGAAAUAUCACGCAGACGGUGCUGGUACGCUGCUGGGGAGCAACCUAGUUGCGUGCUCGAGUAAGGCGUACAACCCACAAGCGCAUGGCAGCGUGACCGACUUUGUUAGGGCGAUUGUGGCGAGAAGCUCGGCAGCUUCUUCGCACAGUACGACCAAUGACAGGGCAAGUGGAUGGGGCACCUCAAGCGGCGGAUCAGGCUCCGUCGUUCUUUUGCGAGGCUUGCCACCAGGUGUCCGACCAGAGUUGCUCGUAAGACGAUUUGGACGCCGCUACACCUUGGCUGCACCCGGUGGUCCGCGCAACAGGACCAGCUUGUGGGAUAAACGCAUAGGAUCCUGGGCACCCGUGCAACUAGAGCAGAUAAUUCAACUCUGGGCGGCCAGCAGUGCCACGGAGGCCCGUGAAGCACGAGCCGCAGCAGCGGCGGAAGCUGCAUCGAAUGGCAGUGACGUCAAGGACCUGUUCAGCAGCCCCUUCCACGCCUCGACCAAGACGACGAUGUUCCUCAUCCGUCUGGCCAGCCCUGCACACGCUCACGCGCUCGUUCGUCGACUGCACGCACGUCGGUGGAACGUUAUGCCCGCCAGUGCACGAUACGGGGGAAGUGAUGCGCAAGGUGAGCGCAACUACUCGUACUCGCGACCUGAUCAUCCGGAAGGGGAGGGGUUGUUGUUGGGUGACAUUGAGGGGUACGAGUCGCGCGAAGGCGUAGAGGGGGAGGUAAGGGGAGGUCAUGAUUCGUUCUUGGAUGAGGUUGAUGAGUAUGGGUUGCCGUUGUACUCGGACGCGCAAAAGGACUCUGCGAGCGGUGCUGGCAGCGGGGCUGCAAACGGGAGGAUCCGACAGAGAUACAGGGCGAGAGAGGGAGAGGUAGUCUCAGGGAUGCGGGAGUAUGUUGUCGAGGUCCAGGUGAUGUACUAG
Molecule: messenger RNA, 1854 nt
Organism: Jaminaea rosea
Lineage: Eukaryota; Fungi; Basidiomycota; Exobasidiomycetes; Microstromatales
Exons: 3
Coding region: 1-1854 (617 amino acids)
Source: RefSeq, a predicted model, not a curated record